AUGUCCUUCAAAGCCAUGAUGUCACCCUGGCGCGGGCCGCACCCGUCCUUAGCCCCUGUAACACUGAAAGGGCCCUCGGUACCGUCGACUCCUGUACGUGCAAUCUCAUUAAGCACACGAAACAACGUCGAAAUCACACAACCCUUCCUCAAACGAAGCGUCUUCGCGCGACAAGACGAUGACUUUGAUGAUUCAGGGGCUGACGACGGUGAGGAUGACUCUGGGGAUGAUGAUGGCUUCGACGACGGUUCCAAUGACGACGAAGAUGACGGCGAGGAUGACUCUGGAGACGAUAGCCUAGACCAGUCAGGCGGUGAUGACGGCUUCGACGACGGAGACAAUUCCGGAGAAGAUGCUGGUCUCGACGAUGGCACAGACAAUGGCGACGAUAACGAUACCGGUCUUGAUACCACUGACGAUGGCGACGACAGCUCAGAUAGCCUUGACAGUGGGGACGGCGGCGCAGACAACGGCGACGAUGGCACAGGCGAUGCCGAUAAUGGACUCGACGAAACUGAUGGCCUGGACGGUACAGAUGACGGAACCGAUGGUGCAGAUGAUGGUACAGACGACACAGACGAUGGCUCAGAUACGGCUACAGACGGCUCUGACGCAGAGGACGAUGGAACCGACGAUACAGCUGAUACGACCGACGGGACUGAUGAUACCACUGACGCUGGCGACCUCACCGGGGCGAGCAACAGCACAGAUACCAGUGAUGCGACUGGUUCCACUGAUGAUUCGACAGACUCCGACGAUUCCACAGAUGACAGCAGCGCUACCAACUCUACAAGCACUGCUACACCCAGCGCCGCUGCGUCCAACACCCAGUCUACAGCCGCUGCAGCACCACCCGCAUCCAAUGCCAACUCCGACGCAAAUGCCAAUGCCAACUGUGCAGCAGGCGCUACCGCCCCCAACGCUGCCACCAUCUCUCUAAUCAAACAAUUUGAAGGCUUCGUCCCCAGCCCGAAACCAGACCCAAUUGGCCUUCCAACUGCAGGAUUCGGACACAAAUGUGUCAAAGCCAACUGUGCCGAAGUACCAUUUUCCUUCCCGCUUAGCCAGGAUACCGCUACGCAACUUCUUGAAUCCGACGCAUCCAAGUUCGUAAACUGCCUUCACGGUCUUAUCGGCAAGAACGUCGUUCUCAAUGACAACCAAUUCGGCGCAUUGACAAGCUUCGCAUUCAACCUCGGCUGCGGAACUGUUCAAACCUCUACUUUGUUGAAGAGACUGAACAACGGAGAGGACCCUAACACCGUAGCGGCUGCUGAGAUCCCCCGGUUUAACAAAGCGGGAGGAAAAGUUUCCUCAGGUCUUGCCAGACGACGCGCUGCUGAGGUUUCACUAUUCCAGACACCUUCUGGUACAACAGCUCAUCCUCUUUGCUGA
Molecule: messenger RNA, 1395 nt
Organism: Psilocybe cubensis
Lineage: Eukaryota; Fungi; Basidiomycota; Agaricomycetes; Agaricales; Agrocybaceae
Exons: 3
Coding region: 1-1395 (464 amino acids)
Biological process (GO): cell wall macromolecule catabolic process; peptidoglycan catabolic process
Molecular function (GO): lysozyme activity
Source: RefSeq, a predicted model, not a curated record